ACUUCCUUGAGAGGUAGUCACGGUCAAUACCAAGCUAAAUUCUUGCAAGUAGAAGUUAUUAUUUGUAAACGAGUCAGUGUUGCAAUCGCCUUCAGCACGUGUAUGUUCACGAUCAGUUGAAGCAUCUUUAAUCGGAUAAAUAAUAUCAGAAUAACAAUACUUUUUUAUUAAUAAUGUUCGGAGUUAAAAAAAUGAGUUUAUUCCUUGUUCUGAUUCAUAGUUUCCCGUGCUUGCUUGCUUUGGAUAUAGUGCCGGAUGACCUCCAAAUUAAAUUAGACAAUGGUAUACUACAAGGAAAUAAGAAAUAUAUGAAAAAUGGUAAAACUUACUUCAACUUUCAAGGAAUUCCAUACGCUGUUCCACCUUUAGGCAAAUUGCGAUUUAAGGAUCCAAUUCCCUAUAAGAAAUGGACUGGGAUUCUAAACGCCACACAGUUCGGUUCUAACUGUGUAGAAAUGAGAUUGCGUCAAAUGACUUACACAAUUAUUGGUCAAGAAGAUUGUUUGUAUUUAAACGUAUAUACUCCACAAAAUCCUCAUGCUAUUAGGAAACUUCUCCCAGUCAUGGUAUGGGUUUACGGAGGAUUUUUUCGCGAAGGUUCUGCCAGUUUCUACGGACCAGACUACCUUAUGAAUGAAAGUGUGCUGAUAGUCACAUUUAAUUAUAGAACCGGCUUUUUUGGUUUCUUAAGUACCCAAGACAAUAUUGCUCCAGGCAACUAUGGGUUGAAGGAUGUGGUUUUAGCUCUGAAAUGGGUUAAAAAAAAUAUCAUUAAAUUCGGUGGUGAUGGCAAUAAAAUUACGGUCUUUGGUGAAAGUGCAGGGGCAGCAAUGAUUGGAUAUAUGCUAAUAUCCAGACAAUCCAGAAAUUUGUUUCACGCUGCAAUCAUGGAAAGUGGCACACCAUUGUGCCCUUGGGCGCUACAUCGAAACGCUAGAAAAGUUGCGUUUGAUCUUGGUGUUGCCUUAGGAUUAACCACUAAUAGCUCUUCAACGCUCAUCAGGUUUCUUCAAAGCCAAGAUCUUCUUAAAUCUAGUUCGCACAUGAUCAGAGUAAACUUACUGAAUUUUAUUGAAGUGUUCGAUAAUGGAGGACCAUUUGGUCCAGUGAUUGAGCCAGAAAGCAAUCAGGCAUUUUUGACUAAGGACAGUUUUAGGGCAUUUCAGAAAGGGGACUUUCAACGAAUUCCUGUAAUUGUGGGAAUGAACUCGCAGGAGAGUAAAUAUUUGAACUCCCUUCUUCCUAGUACGCGACCAAUUUUGUUCUUGUACGAUGUUAGUCCUAGUUCUCUAGCGCGUACAGCAAUGAAUGUGAAGUACCCGAGAAAUAAAAGUAUUGUGGGAGCCAAAAUAAAACAAUUCUACUUUAAAUACAACAGUUUUAUUCGGGGCACUGACGCCGAAUUUGCUGAAUAUUUUAGUGACGAUUUAUUUGUUCGUCCUAUUACCAAAACUGCCCAGUUAAUGUCAAAAUAUAUUCCUGUGUACUUUUACGUGUACGACUUUGAAGGAGCUAUGGGCAAACUCUGGCUAGAAUUUGGAUCAGCAGAAAACAAUAAUGUUAAAGGGGUUGCACAUGCAACGGAGCUCUGGUACCUGUGGAAAGCUGGUUGGACUAAACAGACUUUCCAGAAUACCGAAGAGGAACUCACUUCCGAGCGACUAGUUAAAUUGUGGACAAAUUUUGCCACCUAUGGGAAUCCUACGCCGGAACCACAAAGUAGCCUUCAAAAUUUGAAGUGGCCGAAAGUACAAACAUUUGACCAAGAAUACCUCUACAUUGGAAAGGCUCUUAAAGUCGAUAGAAAUUUUAAAAAAGCUAGUAUACAGUUUUGGGAUAAUUUGUAUAGAAAUUACUCAAACGGGCCGUUUGAGACUUAUUAAGAGCAUGUCUAUUAAGACGAAUGCUCACAAGAUGUGAUAGAAAAUUAUAAAUUAUUAAAAACAGUA
This is a messenger RNA of Dendroctonus ponderosae (mountain pine beetle), 1949 nucleotides long. Its product is annotated as juvenile hormone esterase. The transcript is spliced from 11 exons. The record is from RefSeq and is a predicted model, not a curated record. Bases 174 to 1883 code for a protein of 569 amino acids. Lineage: Eukaryota; Metazoa; Arthropoda; Insecta; Coleoptera; Curculionidae.